Molecule: messenger RNA, 1326 nt
Organism: Fusarium oxysporum Fo47
Lineage: Eukaryota; Fungi; Ascomycota; Sordariomycetes; Hypocreales; Nectriaceae
Product: Alpha/Beta hydrolase protein
Exons: 1
Coding region: 266-1237 (323 amino acids)
Source: RefSeq, a predicted model, not a curated record
GAUUUCGGUCGAAGCGGUCAAAAAGACCUGUGACAAACCUAUACUAUACAUGACGCAUUUCCUUGUGAUUAAGGGUAAUCCAGUUGCUUAUUUACUCUAUCGAGACAGGUGGUAUCAAAGGAUCUCAGAAGGAUCAUGGUAAGCUCAGUGUUCUAGACCGCCGUGGUCGCUUAUCAAAGCUCCACUUGGGCUUGACGGGCCUCAUAAAACCCGCAUCACCAAGCACCUUGGUCUCUCACCACGUAUCAUCAGAAAAGCAUUGAUAAUGUCACAAGAAUUUGUUCUCCCGCGCCCAGGGGCGCGUUACAAGCCUCAGCCGCCAGUUCCGGGGCCGACAGAGGCCGCUUUCGUUGAAACAUUCGGAGCGCUACUGCCAGCUGCUCAAUUCCUUCAGACUCCCCGCGGCAAGGCUGCUUAUUACGAGAUCAAGCCUUCGUCACCCAAGGAUGAUACCACCAAAAUUGAUAAAGUGCUGUUCAUCCAUGGUGUUCAGACCCCAGCGCUAGGCAUGCUGCCCCUUGCCCGCGAUCUUGAGAAAUCGUUCCCGGCUGCGCAUAUGGUUCUGAUCGAUCUCUGGGGCCACGGACUGAGCGAUACACCUGUUGUUCCGCACGAACCAUCUCUAUUCCACCAGCUGAUUGACGAUCUACUGGAUCAUCUGAGCUGGCCGUCUGCUCAUCUCGUAGGCUUUUCCUUUGGCGGAGCCACUACUGUCAGCUACGUUGCCUCCAGGCCCUCACGUGUCAAGAGCUUCACUCUCGUCGCGCCCGCAGGCCUCUUACAACUAUCCAUGUUCACGCCUGAUGAGCAAGCCUGUCUUCAAGGAGACGACGAAUAUGCUGCAAAGAAGUGCGUGUUGAACAUUCUCGAAGGCGGUGACCUUGUUGUGCCAGCAGAUUGGAAACAAAGGGUCGCCAAGGGUGAGGUCGUCGCAGAGGCAGUACGCGAAUGGCAGAUGCGCGAGCACCCGGGACAUACAGCUUCUGUCGUUGCGAUUUUCAGAGACGGCGGUGUAAUGGGCUCGCAUGCUCACUUUGAUGAGGCGGCGAAGACGGGAAUUCCAUCACUCGCUGUGCUUGGCGAGCUGGAUAGCUUGUGCAGCAAGGAUCAGCUGAAUGAGCAUGGAUUUGAGAAUGUUUUUGUUGUUCCAAAGGCUGUGCAUAGUGUUGUGAGGGAUCAGGCUGAGGAUGUUGCUAGCCUCAUAGGGGAUUUCUGGAAGAAACUAGAGAAACAAUAAAAGGAAACAGAGGCAAUAGUGUCACAGAGCAAAAUCGGAGCAACUCUCUGCAUCCCCAAGCCCCCAGGCACUUGCCUCCCCUAUUGAAG